AUGUCCACCGCGAUGACGAAGGACAAACCCAUUCGAAUUGUCAUUGUUGGCGGCUCUUAUGCGGGCCACAUGGCCUUCUCUUCCAUAUGCAAUAACCACGCUGAUGUGGAGAUGGAUAUCACUAUGGUAUCCAUGUCCAAACACGCGUACUAUAAUGUCAUUAGUCCGAGGCUACUCGCUGAACCUGAAAAAUUCGACCAAGUGACUUUCUCAGUGGAAGAUUUUGUUCGUAAGUAUUCGGGUGGCAAGGCUAGAUUUGUCCAGGGGAAAGUUACGAAGGCUGAUUUCACUUCCAACAGUGUUUCUGUGGAAACUAGCCACAAUCCGCAAGAGGCUGAAAAGAUCGAGUACGACCUUUUGGUGAUUGCUACGGGGGCAAGAUCCAAUUUUGCGGGCUUCAAGGUGAACAGCUCAGCUGACGAAGCUAAGGCUGCCAUUAAAAAGACUGUUUCCCAGCUUCAGACUGCCAAGCUGGUGGCAGUUAUUGGCGGAGGACCCACAGGAGUCGAAACUUGUGGUGAAAUUGCGUCCAAGUACAAGAGUAUCCUGGUGACACUCUAUACUGGCUCAGUGGGACCCUUGCCCACGUUUCCAAGCUUGACUAGAGGGGCAACAGACAAAUUAAAUAAGUUAGGCGUGAAAGUUAUUAACGGAGUGAAAUCUGUGGAAACGAAAUCCACUGCGCUGGGAACACAGGUUGUUUUUGACAAUGGAGAAACGAAAACUUUUGAUGUGGUGAUCGAAGCUACUAGGGAAACGCCUUUUUCGGAUUUUGUGCCAGCAUCUGCUAAAGACGAGGCCGGAUGGGUUUUGACAGACAAACAUUUGGUAGUAAAAGGAACUGAAAACGUCGUUGCGCUUGGCGAUAUUGUGUCAGGCUCUCCUAAAACAAUCGUGGAUCUCAAACGAGGACAGAUUGGUGUUUUCUCAGACACUAUCAAGUAUCUUUUGGGAAGCUCAAGCACUUCGGGCAAAGAGUAUUGUCCUGUAACUAACCUUAUUCUUAUUCCUGUUUCUCGUACUGGAGGCGAGGGUUUAAUUUACGGGUGGCACGCCCCGAACUGGGCUGUUUGGUUCUUAAAGUCCAGGACGUUUAUGAUAGAGAGGGCGGGAGAAGCUUUCGAAUAA
This is a messenger RNA of Clavispora lusitaniae ATCC 42720, 1128 nucleotides long. RefSeq lists its product as uncharacterized. NCBI's taxonomy places the organism in Eukaryota, Fungi, Ascomycota, Pichiomycetes, Serinales, Metschnikowiaceae. Gene Ontology annotation, cellular component: cytoplasm. The record is from RefSeq and is a predicted model, not a curated record. Gene Ontology annotation, molecular function: electron-transferring-flavoprotein dehydrogenase activity; flavin adenine dinucleotide binding.